GAAUUCUAUUUCAUUUCACGUGCAAAUCACUGUCCAAAUUGUGUCUUCACCUAAACUGAAAAAAGCCCUUUUUAUAAGCUCAAAAUCACUCUUGAAGAAAACGCAAAUUGGCUUUUAUCAUCUUCAUCUUCCUCUUUCAGAGCCUCUACAUUCACAUGUGUUUACCAGAGGAAAAUAGAGAAAGAGAGAGAUCCAUGGCGCUAGAACCAACUCUACUAUAUCCACAAGACCCUUUCACCUAUGGAUUCAACAAAGACCACUACAAUUACAACCUUUUAACAGAUUCUGAAGCAAACUUUGACUACACCAAUUUCAACCUUCAAAAUGAAGAACAAGGUUUUGUUUCUACUUUUCUCAAGAACCAACAAACAGAGAAUUAUCCUUAUGAAAAUUGGAGUAACAAUUGUCCAUCUUUAGAUAGUUCAAUUUCAACUCGUUCUCGUUCCAAGAAACGCAGAGUCAAAACAAGUAAGAAUAAGGAAGAAAUUGAGAAUCAGAGAAUGACUCACAUUGCUGUAGAACGCAACAGGAGAAAGCAAAUGAAUGAGUAUCUCUCUGUUCUUAGAUCUCUCAUGCCUGAAUCCUACGUCCAAAGGGGUGAUCAAGCAUCAAUUAUUGGGGGUGCUAUUAACUUUGUUAAGAAGCUUGAGCAGAAGCUACAAUUUCUUGGUGUACAAAAACAAAAGGAGGGUAAAUUUGAUACUAUUGUUGAAAAUAAAAACAAGCCCUUUUCUGAAUUUUUUACCUUUCCACAAUACUCAACAAGUGACGGUGUGUGUGAGAGUUCUGAGACAAAAAUGGGUGGUGAGGUUCAAUCUCGCAAUAUUGCUGAUAUUGAAGUUACAAUGGUUGAAAGCCAUGCAAAUCUCAAAAUAAGAACAAAGAAAAGACCAAAACAGCUCUUGAAGAUGGUUUCUAGUUUGCAUGGAUUGUGUCUCACAAUCUUGCACCUUAAUGUCACUACAGCUGAUGAAUUUGUCUUCUAUUCUCUCAGCGUUAAGGUUGAAGAUGAUUGCAAGCUUGGAUCAGUGGAUGAGAUAGCUGCAGCUAUAUACCAAAUAUUGGAAAGUAUUCAACAAGAGUCAUCAAUCAAUAUAUUGAAUUAAGAUCUAAACUUUAACUAAUUUUGCUCUUUUUUUUUUUUUUUUUUUUUUAACUUUAAGAUCUCUUGAUGAUGGAGAAUACUAUUUUCUCUCAUUAAUUUCCUCUCUCAAGAUGUACCUAGUUAUUGCAAAGGCUGUUUAAUAUUUGUUAAUCUAAUGAUUGUGCCUUAUAUUA
This is a messenger RNA of Medicago truncatula (barrel medic), 1278 nucleotides long. Its product is annotated as transcription factor bHLH96. Gene Ontology annotation, molecular function: protein dimerization activity; RNA polymerase II cis-regulatory region sequence-specific DNA binding; DNA-binding transcription factor activity, RNA polymerase II-specific. The coding region runs from base 156 to 1106 and encodes 316 amino acids. Lineage: Eukaryota; Viridiplantae; Streptophyta; Magnoliopsida; Fabales; Fabaceae. The transcript has 3 exons. Gene Ontology annotation, biological process: regulation of transcription by RNA polymerase II. The record is from RefSeq and is a predicted model, not a curated record.